AGUUAUGGACUCUGGUGAUCUGCGGUAUUUUUUCACCGGAGAAAUGUUUUCCAAUUAAUUAAUGAGAUUGUUAAUUACAAUACAAGUGCAGCGCGUAUGAAUAUUAGGGUUUGACAAAUAUCUGUAAAGCAAGUUUUCGCCAGUAGAGCCAGAAAAAGUAUGGCGACGUGGGAAGGUGAAAAAUUUCAAGACAUCGAAAAUGCCGACGAUAUUGAGGGAAAUUUUGAUAACAUUCUGGUGACACAUGAUCUCCAGGAUUGCCUGGAUGAUAGCUUAGACUUAACAAAUUUUGGGAAGGUUUACGAACCAAGUAUUGUGUUUGACUAUGAAAAGUAUUCAGAUGACGAUACUCCUAUCAACGAAAGACUAUCUAAUAACAACACUACGGAGUCAGUACAUCGUACAAUUAGCCCUCAUGAAAUUUAUACACACAUUCAUUCUGAUCAAGAUGAUGUAUUACAAAUUGAAUCUUCGCAUAAAGCUAUUAAAAUUGAAAAUACAGUUCUAGAUACAAGUCAGAAGCAUAUUGGUCGUUAUACUUGUGAAUAUGAAGGCUGCAAUAGAACAUACAGUACAGUUGGAAAUUUACGUACUCAUAUGAAAACUCACAAAGGCGAGUAUCGAUUUAAAUGUGCAGAACCAAGUUGUGGCAAGGCCUUCCUCACGUCGUACAGCCUAAAGAUUCAUAUUAGGGUACACACAAAAGUAAAACCGUUUGAAUGCAAUCACAAAGGUUGUCAAAAAGCAUUCAAUACCCUUUACAGACUGAGAGCUCACCAAAGACUUCAUAGUGGCAACACAUUUAAUUGCGAAGAGACUGGAUGCGUUAAAUUCUUCACUACUCUAAGUGAUCUCAAGAAACAUAUACGUACUCAUACUCAAGAAAGACCUUACAAAUGUAGAGAAAAAGGAUGCGGUAAAGCUUUUACAGCGUCACAUCAUUUAAAAACACAUAAAAGAACGCAUACAGGAGAACGACCUUAUGUAUGUACUUUUGAAAACUGCAAACGGUCUUUCACUACUCCUCAUAGUUUAAAAAGUCACUUGAAAACUCAUAAGAGAGCAACUAAUAAUGAUGAAACGAAACAUGAAGGCAACUAUGAUGAAAGCGGAAACCAAAGAAACAGCGAUAUAUUAAAGUCAAAAAUCGAUGUUGAUGAAAUAACUUCUAGAAAUGUGCCAUCUUAUGCUAUUAUACCAUUAUCUUCUAGUAGUAUACAAAAUAAAGAAAGCAUAACUUAUUUACCCACCAAAAAUGCAAAUAAUCAGUUGACGUCUACAAGUGAUGUGAUAAAUAUUUUACAUCAGAAUACAUCAAACAAAGAGCUUGAUUACAACAUCAUUAAUAAAAAUAGAGAAAAUUCUAAUAAGUCUACAAAAGUUGCUCUUAUUGCGUCAGGAAAUAUUAUUUUAGAUAAUUUUACUGAGAAUACGAUUGAUAAUUUUAAUAACAAUGAAAAUUAUGAUAAAUUUAAAAUAUUCGACGAGGUUAAUGAUUCAGAUUUGCAGCAGAACCAAAAUCAAGAAUACGCUUCGAACUGUUCAACAAAAAGUCAAGAUAAUAAACUAAACAAUGUAAUAAAAUCGAACUCGAUAAGUUUGGAACAAAAAAUUAUACAAGAUGGCUUACAAAAUGCAAUUGCUCAUAUUUCAGAAGGAACAGAUUUUACAAGCGAUGUACAGCAGUACAGAAAUCGUUCGAUUACUACUCAGAAAGCGUAUAAUACUAAUGGAGUAAAUCUAAACUCGGCUGUGGAAAGUAGUAACGCGACUUCGUUUAAUGCCAAUUCUAUUACUAGUCAUGUAUCGGAUAUAAUUAGUUCCUCUAGCGAGACUCAACUUUUCGAUAGUGAGAUAGAAAAUUUACCAUUUAUCAGUAAUACAUUACGAACCGGGUCUCUUAAUGAAGUUGAGCAUUCAUUGAAUUCAAAUGUUGCAACAACACAAUCAGAAGCAAUUGAAUUAGCUAUAGCAUCCGAGGAGGAAAUACCAUCUCCUUGGGUAAACGUUAUGGCAUUGGCAACUCCAUCUUCUUUAAGGAGACAGUCCUGGUCAGAAUUGAAUGCUUUUCCAACAGCGGUUCAUUCGUUAGUCGAUUUAGUUGAACCAGAACCUUAUCCUUUGCAAAUAGAAAAUCAGUUGCAAUCGUUACAACAAUUAGAUAACGUUAAUCUAGUAGAUGUUGAAAACAUUACUGCGCGUACUGAAGUGACACAUUGCCAGGAGGGUGUUGGUGAUAAACAAAAAGAAGAUAGUACAAAGCAGAAAAAAUGUAGAAAUGUUUUACAAAAGAUUACUGCUGACGCAGACAUAUGCAAAUGUGACGAUUGUAAAUGCAAUGAUUUGCAAAACUGCCAAAAUUGCUCAAAUAAUACAACUACAGAUGUUGAUACAAGGAACGUGUCAUUAAAAAUGGUAGAUGAUUUUGUAAAUUGUUUACCAGGAGAAUGCUUUUGUGAAAGUCAGUUGUGGCAAGAGCCCGAUGGUUGUGGAUCUUGCUGUGUUGUUAUUUGUUUGAAAACGUUACAACGAUUGCAAAGAAUGUUUACCCGUAAUUGUUGCAAAAGUACUAACGACACAUCGUGUUGCAAAGAGAAAUUAUUACCUUCACUAAUGAAAUGCCAGUUAACGAAAAACCAAUGAAACUGAUUUUUUAUUGUGUGUCUAGUCAUAUUGAGGAAAGCAUAUUUUUGCACAAUCGUCUAUUAAGAAUUUGUUAUUUAUCGUGCCGCGUAGAUUAACUUGCUUAGCUUUAAAUGCGAUUUUUCAUAUAAAUAUUAAUUUAAAAAUAACAUUACCUUAGAUAGGUGAAAAGUAUGAAGCAAUGUGUACAUAGCUGUACUAUAUUUCAAGACUUGAUUAUACAAAGGCAAUAUGUUACGAUGUAUUUUAAUGUGUGCCAAUGUAUUUGUAGUUUUUUUUUUACUUAAAAACUUUUAAAUACACAACAUUGUUAUCGCAUAGUUUGUAGAAGAAAGAGGAUAUAUUGUUUUCACAUAUCAAAGAAUAGUAAGGCAUCUUUGUAAGAAAAAAUAUUUAUGAUAUAUCAAUAUUCAAAGUAUCAGACCUCCGUAUCGGAAAGUCGACCUUAAGAAUCAAAAUAUAUUUUAUAGAAGUUAUUUUACAUUUGAUACCUAUAUGUUAAAUUGUUGAGUAUAUCUUUUAAUGUACAAAUAUUAUAUGUAUCUUUUUAUUUACACAUAACGAUGGUUAUAAGAGUAUUUGAAAUCAUGAAGUUUUAUAUGUCAAUGAUGUUUACCGAUGUUAUGUUAAAUUUAUAUAAACAACCACCGAUUAUGUGUGUAUAAUGUAUUAAGUAUAUUAGUAAUGAAAAAUGAAUAUUUAUUGUUUAGUAGUUGUUUUCGAAUGUAUAACAUUUAGAAAGGAAAUGCAACAUGCUAAAUAAGAACGUAUUUUAAAUUAAAUUACAAUGUUGUAUUAUACAUAUUCGGACAUUUGAAUUGUUUAAAAAAUUGAGACGAGGCAGUGAAAUGAUACAAUAGUUUUACAUUUUUACUAUCAAAGUUGUGGCUGUUAUAAGUACUUGUUAAAAAGCAAUACAAUCAAUGUACCUAAAUAGAUUUUAGAUAAAA
Molecule: messenger RNA, 3593 nt
Organism: Osmia lignaria (orchard mason bee)
Lineage: Eukaryota; Metazoa; Arthropoda; Insecta; Hymenoptera; Megachilidae
Biological process (GO): regulation of transcription by RNA polymerase II
Cellular component (GO): nucleus
Source: RefSeq, a predicted model, not a curated record